This is a messenger RNA of Ricinus communis (castor bean), 728 nucleotides long. RefSeq names its product histone H3.2. The record is from RefSeq and is a predicted model, not a curated record. Gene Ontology annotation, molecular function: structural constituent of chromatin; protein heterodimerization activity; DNA binding. Gene Ontology annotation, cellular component: nucleosome. The transcript has a single exon. Bases 136 to 546 code for a protein of 136 amino acids. Lineage: Eukaryota; Viridiplantae; Streptophyta; Magnoliopsida; Malpighiales; Euphorbiaceae.
UUUUCUCUUCCCGCCUUGGCAUCUCUCUGCUAUAAAACAAACCGUCGCAGAGCCUUAAAUUUCAUCAAUUCCUUUUCACUUUCUCUUCCAAUUUCUAGUCAAACAAACAAACGGAGUCCGUUGCUUUUCUGUGUAAUGGCUCGUACAAAGCAAACAGCAAGAAAAUCAACAGGAGGAAAGGCUCCGAGGAAGCAACUGGCUACAAAGGCAGCAAGGAAGUCUGCGCCGGCAACUGGAGGAGUGAAGAAGCCACACAGAUUCAGACCAGGAACUGUUGCAUUGAGAGAAAUUAGAAAGUAUCAAAAGAGCACAGAGCUUUUAAUUAGGAAGCUUCCAUUUCAGAGACUGGUUAGAGAAAUUGCUCAAGAUUUCAAGACUGAUUUGAGGUUCCAAAGCAGUGCUGUUGCUGCUUUACAAGAGGCUGCGGAAGCCUAUUUGGUUGGGCUGUUUGAGGAUACUAAUCUCUGUGCUAUUCAUGCUAAGAGGGUCACUAUUAUGCCUAAGGAUAUUCAGUUGGCUCGUAGGAUUAGAGGGGAGAGAGCUUAGAAAAUAUGUGGAAUUUCUGUUUUCUUUCCUAUUUGUCGGCUUUGUUUUAGAUGUGGAUUUAAACAUGUGGAAAUCUAGUUAUUUUGUUGAUUCAGAUAUUGCAGUUUAGCUGUUUGUUAGAAUGCGUAUAUGGGGAAAUGUUAUGUUACUUUUGGUAUUAUUAUUACUAUUAUUAUUAUUCA